UUCUAGGUUGGCAGCUCCGUAAUAAAAUUUGUUGUCAAAUCGCCGCAAAGUUGUGUAGUGUUGGGAAGAUAAUAAUUAUAUUGUUUUGCUAUAAGAUUUUUGUCAUAAUCUACGAUAAGUUCGCACAAAACACAAUGAAUUUAUCAGAAGAGAAUACGUUUGGGAAUGGUCUUCUUUAUGUAGGAUUUAAUCAAGAUCAAGGUUGUUUUGCUUGCGGAACGGAGAAUGGAUUUCGGGUGUUUAAUAGUGACCCACUUAAAGAAAAAGAGCGACAGAAUUUCGCUGAAGGCGGUCUUUCUUACGUAGAAAUGUUAUUCCGAUGCAAUUAUAUGGCAUUGGUCGGCGGUGGUAAAACCCCCGUGUAUCCACCGAACAGAGUAAUAAUAUGGGAUGAUUUGAAGAAAGACUCGGCGAUAUCUCUCGAUUUCAACAGCCCUGUUAAGGCUGUGAAACUGCGCCGAGAUCGUAUUGUUGUUGUGUUGGAGAAUCUAAUCAAAGUGUACACAUUCACUGCUCAGCCACAGAUGUUGCAUGUGUUUGAAACAUGUCAGAACUCAAGAGGACUGUGUGUGGUGUGCCCCAACAGUAACAAUGCAUUACUUGCAUAUCCCAGUCGCAAAACAGGAAAUGUCCAGUUGGUAGAACUUAGCAGUCAUGCAGGUCCAAGCACGGCACCAGAAGGUCAUCUAAUUGCAGCUCAUGAGGCACCUCUCAGUUGCUUGGCACUUAAUGUGGGUGGCACCAGACUCGCCACUGCUUCCACCAAAGGAACACUUAUCAGGGUGUUUGAUACAGCCACUGGACAGAAGCUUGCUGAACUUAGAAGAGGAGCACAUCAGGCUACAAUUUAUUGUAUAAAUUUCAACCACUCAAGCACCAACUUAUGUGUGACGUCAGACCACGGCACAGUUCAUGUGUUCAGCCUAGAAGACGAGAAGCUCAACAAGCAGUCCAGUUUGGCAACAGUCAACUUCUUACCAAAGUAUUUUUCGAGUAACUGGAGUUUUUGCAAAUUCACUAUCCCCAAUGGUCCUCCGUGCAUUUGUGCUUUUGGAGUUGAUAAAAGCUCUAUAAUUGUAAUCUGUGCUGAUGGAUCUUACUACAAAUACAAGUUUAACGAAAAAGGAGAAUGCACAAGAGAUGUCUAUGCCCAGUUUCUGGAGACGUCAGAAGACAGAUAAGCAUGUAUCACCUCAGAGGGUAUGAGAUUUUAAAGAAUUGUCAUGUCACCGGAAAAUACAGUGUAUAAAUGAGGUUGUCUCCUCCAGACUUAUAUACUCAAUUUAUGUUGGAAGUUACUUGCUGUAGGUUAGUGAAUGAAAACCUUAAAUAUAAAUAAUAUUCAACAUUUAAGUGACAAAUAUUUCUAUUAAAACUUAUGCUGUGCGUUAGGUUAGCCCAAGAACUUUGACAAGCAUAUCUUAAGUACUUUUUCUGUUACAAUAUAAUGAUGAAAAGGA
Molecule: messenger RNA, 1460 nt
Organism: Trichoplusia ni (cabbage looper)
Lineage: Eukaryota; Metazoa; Arthropoda; Insecta; Lepidoptera; Noctuidae
Product: WD repeat domain phosphoinositide-interacting protein 3
Exons: 6
Coding region: 135-1181 (348 amino acids)
Biological process (GO): nucleophagy; autophagy of mitochondrion; protein lipidation
Cellular component (GO): phagophore assembly site membrane; cytosol; extrinsic component of membrane
Molecular function (GO): phosphatidylinositol-3-phosphate binding; phosphatidylinositol-3,5-bisphosphate binding; protein binding
Source: RefSeq, a predicted model, not a curated record